Molecule: messenger RNA, 6854 nt
Organism: Panthera uncia (snow leopard)
Lineage: Eukaryota; Metazoa; Chordata; Mammalia; Carnivora; Felidae
Gene: FIGN
Product: fidgetin, microtubule severing factor
Exons: 1
Coding region: 3357-5603 (748 amino acids)
Molecular function (GO): ATP hydrolysis activity; ATP binding; microtubule severing ATPase activity
Source: RefSeq, a predicted model, not a curated record
AAUGGCUGAGCUCAGCUAACUGAAAGGAACUCAUGCCUUACAGCUCACGUGCAUGUGUGUGCAUGUGCAUGUGUGUGUGUGUGUGUGUGUGUGUGUGAUGUUGUGUUUGUGGUAAAUUCCAUUUCCCAUGACUCCCAAAAUAUUUUCGGAGACCUCCUCUCAAGACAUUUAUUCACGUUUCUUCUGUAUCAAUCUAAUCAAAUUUCCAUUCAUGGCACAUGUGCCUUCUUAUUUUCUCAACUCUGUAUUUGAUAAUCUCUUAAAGAAAAAACCCUAAUAGAAAUUCCCUGGAAAUAAUUUACAGGACUAAUGAAUUUGUAGGUCUUUUAGACAGUUCUACAUUACAGUCACAUUAAUAUUCUUUCCUUUUUUAUAAGGCUUGAAGUAAAUCCCAUGACACUAGAAGAAUUUAGAUACUGAUUACUUGCGAUUGGUUCCUGGUGAUUUGCUCUUAAUAAUUUCCAGUUGAAUUUAAUGAAAGUAUGAUUCCUGAAAUGCUGCUUCAUUAAAAUUGCAUCUUUUUCCCUUUAAGUGUGGUUUCGGUCAUUUCACCCAUUUUGGGGGGUUUUUUCCGCCCCCCCCCCCCCCCCCCCGCGCCUGUUAAAAAGAAAUGAUUGAGAAAGCAGAGACAAUUAAGAAUAUCACUUCAGUCCCUCCUAGAACUCACCCCCAGAGUUUCUCCGACUGAAAUGAUGCAAGCUGUACUUCAUCAGGAUUUCACAACUCUUUUCCCCACUGAUGAUAUUUUUUCCAUAGAGUUUUAAACGAGAAACACAGGAAGAUUUGGGAAGAGUAAGGGAAAGGAAAGUGAAGAAAGAAUCUGUUGCAUCUGCAGGAGAAGUAGAAGGUCUUUUGUAUUUUUAUUUAAAAAAAAAGCGAGAGCUUGAUUAAGUUAUACCGUGCAGCAUUCAGACUUAAUUUAACUGAGAUGGUGAUUUGCAAAUGAAUAUCUACAUGGAUCCUUUUUAAAAAUCCAAAUGCAAAUGAGUACAACUGCAGUAAAAUAUAUUUGCAAAUGAAUCCUGUUGCUUUAUUCAUUUAUUGUGUAAUUACUGCAAUCCUUCCCACCUUGUUUUCAGUAUUUCUUAAUCAUUAAGUCGGAAGCAUGACAGCAGUGCCAGCCCUGGCAUGAUUCUCUUUGACUAAAACCUUGUAAAUUAACACAAUUAGCACAGCAUCAUCCUGCUAAUUAACUUCCAGUGUCUGGUGCAGUGGUUUUGCAAACAAGGAAGAGGGAGUCAGAAGGGAAUCAACAUGCCAUUCUGUUACCAAACUCUGUGCUGUGUUCAGUUUAGCUCAGCAAGUCAAAGCUGGCCAUGUCAGAAGCCAGAGUCAGGGAAUGAAGAGCUAAAGGGGUUGGAGAAGGAAGGCAGAAGGGGGUCGGAGCUGUCAAAAUAGACUGCAGUAAUUCAGAAGGGAGCUGAUGCCACAGAUGCUUCACUUAGACCAGGCCUCCUCUUUAUCCAGGAAUCUCUGCCAGAGGGCAUAAGACAGUUCACAAAACUCACUUUGGGUAAUACAAAGGAGAUGAAGGAGGCCUACUUAAUGUAGCUGGACCAGAAUAGGAAGUGUUGGAACCGAGCAGAGAUUGGAAUGGGGUGAGCCAGCCCUGGGAAACAAAACAGGGUUCUGGUGCUCUCCUGUAACUAAGUCUAUGUGAAUCCCCGAGGGUACGUUAUAAAUCCCUUUGGGUGCGGGUUCCCUAAUCUGUGAAAUAAGGUCAUUUCUAAGGUCUCUUUAAACUGUGAAAUUCAAGUGAUUCUCUGAUUCUGAGCAAAUACUCUUGCUUUACAGUUUGCUACUUAAGUCACCUUGCUUCAGUUAGUAAUCUAGCAAGUGAUAGAAUUACCCAUAGCAUCUCAUUAUCUGGCUGCACUCUUUGAGUUUAUGCCACACACUGCUUCCCACAGAAAUGUAGAGAGAAUCCAGAUUCUCUCCCUGUUCUCUAUUCUUAUAAGAAACAGGUCCCUUUCACCUGUUUCCUUCCUCCCUCCCUUUCUCUCUUCCUCCCUCCCCCUUCUCUCUCUCUCCACACACAAACACACAUAAUAGAUAUAUGCAUAUAUAGGUAUAUGUGCAUGGACAUAUAUGUGUGUGUGUAUAUAUAUGCAUAUAUAUAUAUGUAGGAUAUAUAUAUAUUUGUAGGUAUUUGUAUGUGUGUGUGGAUAUAUAUGUGCAUAUGUAUCCUCCCCUCUUAGCACUGGGAGACUGUAAAGCAGAGGGAAGAAUUAUAGGAGAAGGAGGGAGAACGCCAGCUGGAAGACCGACAGACAAGUGAUGCUUGUUUUUUUUUCCAGAGACUCAACAACAGAACUGAGAGGCAGAAAGGAGCCAGUUGUAAUUCAUACCGAGUUGUAGGCUUUGUGCGAUGAAAGCGAUGGAGCGCUGCCUGGGAGAUUGCUUUGCUGCACUCCACGAAGCAGAUUUGAAACUGUCGUGGAGCACUUUAGAUGAGAGUUGGAUUAUGGAAUGACCUGCUAUGUCUGUGUCAUAUUGUUCUGCGCAGGGAGCAUUAUACUGUGCUAACUAGGUGUUCAGUGCCAAAUAAGAGAGGGGUCCUAGAUGUGAUCUGUCAGCUGUGUCUCAUUUUUAUAUUGGUUAAAAUAUAAAACAGAAACUCUGAUGUCAAGAGACGGAACAGCUAGCUAUUGCACAUGCUUAAUAGUAUCACGUGCUAGAUAUUGAAAAGACAUGCCUAUUUCAUUGUAAGAACCUGUGACUGAAUUCUAAUUUGACAGGAAGGUGUGAGUACAUAUACGUGCGUUCCUGCGUGUGGGUAGCAAGUAACUUGAUAGGCUUCACAGAAGCAGAUUUGCUUAUUACUUAAAAAAAAAAAAAAAAAAAAAAAAAAAAGGCCUACAGAGUUCUUGUUUAAAUUCGGUUUACUUUUUACACAGGACUGAACUUCGGUCCAUUUUAUUUAUUUAUUUAUUUUAAUUUUUUUGAGACAGGGAGAGACAGAACAUGAACAGGGGAGGGUCAGAGAGAGGGAGACACAGAAUCUGAAACAGGCUCCAGGCUCUGAGCUGUCAGCACAGAGCCCGACACGGGGCUCGAACUCACGGACCGCGAGAUCAUGACCUGAGCCGAAGUCGGCUGCCCAACCGACUGAGCCACCCAGGUGCCCCAACUUCGGUCCAUUUUAAAGCGUACCUACGGUACGGAUCGUAAGAGAUACGAUGAACUGUGAGAAUUCUUUAUAAUGUCGAUGUCAUUAGAGAGGAAUAGGUAACGAAAGAAGUUGGGGGAAAGCUUUAACACUUCUGAUGAGUAUCUCCGUAAAUUAACGUUUCUCCCCUCCUCGCCCUUUCCUCCCCAACCCCCACCCCCCAACCCCGCAACCCUCAGGCUUGAAGAUGCAGUGGACGCCGGAGCAUGCCCAGUGGCCAGAACAGCACUUUGACAUCACCUCAACCACUCGGUCUCCUGCCCACAAAGUUGAAGCCUACCGAGGUCAUUUGCAGCGCACCUAUCAGUAUGCCUGGGCAAACGAUGACAUAUCUGCUCUGACUGCCUCCAACCUGCUAAAAAAAUACGCAGAGAAGUAUUCUGGCAUCCUAGAAGGCCCCGUGGACCGGCCCGUACUCAGCAACUACUCGGACGCGCCCUCGGGGCUGGUGAACGGGCGGAAGAAUGAAAGCGAACCCUGGCAGCCUUCCUUGAAUUCGGAAGCGGUCUAUCCCAUGAACUGUGUCCCGGAUGUCAUCACGGCCAGCAAAGCCGGAGUCAGUUCGGCCCUCCCUCCGGCAGAUGUCUCUGCCAGCAUAGGGAGCUCUCCUGGGGUGGCCAGCAACCUGACAGAACCUAGCUACUCGAGUAGUACCUGCGGAAGCCACACCGUGCCCAGCCUUCACGCAGGGCUCCCGUCUCAGGAAUACGCCCCGGGAUACAACGGCUCGUAUUUGCAUUCGACGUACAGCAGCCAGCCGGCGCCUGCCCUGCCCUCACCUCACCCCUCCCCUUUGCAUAGCUCCGGGCUCCUGCAGCCCCCCCCGCCGCCCCCCCCGCCGCCCGCCCUGGUCCCGGGCUACAAUGGGACUUCUAACCUCUCCAGUUACAGCUAUCCCCCCGCCAGCUACCCGCCUCAGACUGCCGUGGGAUCUGGGUACAGCCCCGGGGGCGCGCCGCCGCCUCCUUCAGCCUACCUGCCUUCAGGAAUCCCUGCUCCGACCCCUCUGCCCCCCACCACUGUUCCUGGCUACACUUACCAGGGCCAUGGUUUGACACCUAUCGCCCCCGCGGCUCUGGCCAACAGUUCGGCGAGUUCUCUCAAAAGGAAAGCUUUCUAUAUGGCAGGGCAAGGAGAGAUGGACUCCAGUUACGGAAAUUACAGCUACGGCCAACAGAGAUCUACACAGAGCCCCAUGUACAGAAUGCCCGACAACAGCAUUUCAAACUCGAAUCGGGGGAAUGGCUUUGACAGAAGUGCUGAAACAUCAUCCUUAGCAUUUAAGUCAACGAAGCAGCUAAUGUCCUCUGAACAGCAAAGGAAAUUCAGCAGCCAGUCCAGUAGGGCUCUGACCCCUCCUUCCUAUAGUACUGCUAAAAAUUCCCUGGGAUCGAGAUCCAGCGAAUCCUUUGGGAAGUACACGUCGCCGGUAAUGAGUGAGCACGGGGACGAGCACAGGCAGCUCCUCUCUCACCCGAUGCAAGGCCCUGGACUCCGUGCAGCUACCUCAUCCAACCACUCUGUGGACGAGCAACUGAAGAAUACCGACACGCACCUCAUUGACCUGGUAACCAAUGAGAUUAUCGCCCAAGGACCACCGGUGGACUGGAAUGACAUCGCUGGCCUCGACCUGGUAAAGGCCGUCAUUAAAGAGGAGGUUUUAUGGCCAGUGUUGAGGUCAGACGCGUUCAGUGGACUGACGGCCUCACCUCGGAGCAUCCUUUUAUUUGGGCCUCGGGGAACAGGCAAAACGUUACUGGGCAGAUGCAUAGCUAGCCAGCUGGGGGCCACGUUUUUCAAAAUCGCUGGUUCUGGACUCGUUGCCAAGUGGUUAGGAGAAGCAGAAAAAAUCAUCCACGCGUCUUUUCUCGUGGCCAGGUGCCGCCAGCCCUCGGUGAUUUUUGUCAGUGACAUUGACAUGCUUCUCUCCCCUCAAGUGAGUGAGGAACACAGUCCAGUCAAUCGGAUGAGAACGGAAUUUCUGAUGCAGCUGGACACUGUACUAACUUCAGCUGAGGACCAAAUCGUAGUAAUUUGUGCCACCAGUAAACCAGAAGAAAUAGAUGAAUCUCUUCGGAGGUACUUCAUGAAACGACUUUUAAUCCCACUUCCUGACAGCACAGCGAGGCACCAGAUAAUAGUACAACUGCUCUCACAGCACAAUUACUGUCUCAAUGACAAGGAGUUUGCACUGCUCGUCCAGCGCACAGAAGGCUUUUCUGGACUAGACGUGGCUCAUUUGUGUCAGGAAGCAGCGGUGGGCCCCCUCCACGCCAUGCCAGCCACAGACCUUUCAGCCAUCAUGCCCAGCCAGUUGAGGCCCGUUACGUAUCAAGACUUUGAAAAUGCUUUCUGCAAGAUUCAGCCUAGCAUAUCUCAAAAAGAGCUUGAUAUGUAUGUUGAAUGGAACAAAAUGUUUGGUUGCAGUCAGUGAUAACUUCUUUAAAAAAAAAAAUGUAAUGAAUGUUGGCACACACACAUAAAACCUGCUACAUAGGGUAUAGAGCCCCUUUCCAGUAGUGUUUAAAUCGCAAAGGGUACUGGGGAAGAUGACGAUUGCGUUGCAUCUUUAGCGUCAGGGUAGAUUUGGAGGAAAAACGCAUCAGAUGAGAGCUGCUGAUUUGAAAGCCCCAGAUGACAGAAAGCAUCUGUUGAUGCUCAGUUCGGUUCAAGCCAGACAACACUCACCAAGGAGCAAGGUGCAAGUGUGUUGAUUUCAGAAGGACGUGAACCUUGUGUGUUGAUUCCAUUCUGCUGUUCUCGAGAUUUAGUUGCUGUCAAGUGCCUGGAGUGGUGCUUUAUUUUUUGUUUGCCUCACAAUUACAUUGGUGGCAUGUGCUAAUAUAAAGAGCUUUAACUUCAAACAUUAUUGGACUAAAGAGAUGAACGGUUGUGUUACGACAGAAAACCAGAUUUUUGCCAUUUUAAGAGCAACAGUAUUCCUCAAUCCUGUCUGUUCUGCAGUAUUAAGCUAAGAACAGUUAAAACAGGGUAACGGUAAUCUGGACCUUAAUUUCUGCAGUUCAUUUCUUUUAAUGUUCUUGUCUGCAAAAACUCAGGAAAGCGAUUGUGAUUUGUACAGUACCUCAAAGGAAUGUGUUGAAAGCACUAUGUACUGCUGAGAGUAAUGGGAUAGGCUUCGAUGUUACUUUAUAUUAAAAUGUAUGUUUACCUCAACAAUUGGAAGAUAGCAAGGAAAAUUACUUUGAAUGUAUCCAGAAACAUACUGACGUGUGAUACAACUGAAUAUUUACGACUUAAAGUAGAAAUGGAAGGAUUUUUUUUAAAAAAGAUUCUUUUACUAAUUAUGGGGAAUAAACCAGAGCAGAAUAGUUCUUUAUGUCAAAAACUGCAAGAGUUCUUCGUACAUUGCUCCUUGAUAAUGAAGUGAAAAUGUUCUUAAAAGGUACACUGGUUAAUGGAAAGCUACUUACUCAGUUUAUGUUAGUACCUAGAACACUCAGCCACAAGACCUGUUUAGGACCCUGAAAGUCACAGUACCUAAAAACUAGGACUGCCUUUUACUGCAUAGGGUGGUGGUGAUGUUGGUUUGCAAGUUCUCUCUUAAAACUGCUGGGAAUGGUGUCAUUCUAUUCACUAAUCUAGCUUAUAGGCUUGUCGUGCUGUUUGAUAGAAUGCAGAAGAUAGCAAGCAAAAACAAAGAAAUAAAUACAAAAUCAACCAA